This is a messenger RNA of Ornithorhynchus anatinus (platypus), 3623 nucleotides long. It is a transcript of the gene KIF19, whose product is annotated as kinesin family member 19. The transcript has 20 exons. The record is from RefSeq and is a predicted model, not a curated record. Lineage: Eukaryota; Metazoa; Chordata; Mammalia; Monotremata; Ornithorhynchidae. Gene Ontology annotation, biological process: microtubule-based movement. Gene Ontology annotation, molecular function: microtubule binding; microtubule motor activity; ATP binding. Bases 129 to 3143 code for a protein of 1004 amino acids.
UUUCGGGUUGUCAGGCAGCGGGCGGCGAGGCUGCCGGGGGCCGCGGGACCAGGGGACCAAGGGACCCGCUGGCCGAGGCUAAGUGUCCCUUGUCCGUCCGUCCUUCCGGCCGGCCGUUCCCCGCCAGCAUGAAGGACAGCGCCGACUCCAAAGACCAGCAGCUCCUGGUGGCUCUCCGGGUUCGGCCGAUCAGCGCCUCGGAGCUGGAGGAAGGAGCCACACUCAUCGCCCAUAAAGUGGACGAACAGAUGGUGGUUCUCAUGGACCCAAUGGAAGAUCCAGACGACAUCCUUCGAGCGAACCGUUCCCGUGAAAAAUCCUACCUGUUUGACAUGGCCUUUGACUUUACUGCCACCCAGGAGAUGGUGUACCGGGCAACGACCAAGGGCCUGAUAGAAGGAGUCCUCUGUGGUUACAAUGCCACCGUCUUUGCCUACGGACCCACCGGCUGCGGGAAGACGUACACCAUGCUGGGCACCGACCAGGAGCCUGGCAUCUAUGUCCGCACCCUCAACGACCUCUUCCACGCCAUCGAGGAGACCAGCGACCAUCUGGACUAUGAGGUGUCCAUGUCCUACCUCGAGAUCUACAAUGAGGUGAUCCAGGACCUGCUGAACCCCUCCGCCGGGUACCUGGAUCUGCGUGAGGAUGCCAAAGGUGGCGUCCAGGUGGCCGGGAUCACCGAGGUGUCCACCGUCAACGCCAAGGAGACCAUGCAGCUGCUGCUGAAGGGCAACAAGCAGAGAACCCAAGAGCCCACGGCCGCCAACCAGACGUCAUCGCGCUCCCACGCGGUCCUGCAGGUCACCGUGAAGCGCAAGAGCCGGGGCCAGGGCAUCCUGCACGAGGUGCGCAGGGGCCGCCUCUUCAUGAUCGACCUGGCCGGAUCCGAGAGGGCCUCCCAGACGCAGAACCGCGGCCAGCGGAUGAAGGAGGGAGCCCACAUCAACCGCUCCCUCCUGGCCCUGGGCAACUGCAUCAACGCCCUGAGCGGCCAAGGGGGCAACAAAUACGUCAACUACCGGGACAGCAAGCUGACCCGCCUCCUCAAGGACUCCUUAGGGGGGAACAGCCGCACGGUCAUGAUCGCCCACAUCAGCCCUGCCAGCGGGGCCUUCGAAGAAUCCCGCCACACCCUCACCUAUGCCGGCCGGGCCAAGAACAUCAAGACCAGGGUGAACCAGAACCUGCUGAGCGUCUCCUACCACAUGGCCCAGUACACUGGCCUCGUCGCUGACCUGCGCGCCGAGAUCCAGAGGCUCAAGGGCAAGAUCGACAGCCAGAAUGGACGAGGCCGGGGCCGGCCCGAGCCCGGAGACAUCCGCCAGAUACAAGCUGAGGUCCAGAUGCACAGCAUCCCCUGCGGGCAGCAGGGGCAGGGCCAGAUGCGGGCCCUGCUCCUCGGCGCCCUCCAGGAGCAGAUGGACCUGCGCCGCCGGCUGCUGGACCUCAAGAACCAGGCCCUGGACCUCCAGGUGGACACUUCCCGCCAUCUGCUGACCAUCGCCGACUGGGAGCAGGAGAAGUCACGCCGCACCCUCAAGUGGAAGGAGGAGCUGCGGAAGGAGUCAACCAGCAAGGACGACAGCGAGAAGGACUCGGACACCGGGGACGAGCAGCCGGACAUCCCGGAGCCCCCGGAGGUGGCCGCGGCACGGGAGGCCGUCGCCGCCACGGUGGGAGAGCAGGAGAAGCUCCACAGGCAGAAGGUGGAGCUGGAGCAGGUGACCCGGGAAUGCCGGCAGCGGGCGCGGGGGCUGGAGGAGACCCUGGCCCGGCGCGUGGGCUCGGAGGAGCAGCGGGAGGCCCUCAGCCUGCUGUGCCGCCUGCACGAGCUGGAGGUGGAGAACAUCGAGGCCCAGGGGCACAGCCUGCUCCGCCCCGUCACCCUGGGCCCCCGCGGGGCCGACCCGGCCCGCCUCGACCAGCACCGCCGCCUCUGUGACCGGCUCAUCCGGGGUCAGCGCCGGGUCAUCCACGCAGACCAUAGGCUGAAGGUUCCAGGGCCCCUGGAGGAGCUGUUUGGGGUCUACCUGAAGGAGCAGCAGGAAGACCACAGCCUGGAGCCCAUCGCCGUCCCACACCAAGGGGCAGCCAAGAAUCUGCAGAUCAGCGCCCCGGCCAGGCCGGGCCGGGACACGGGGGAGAACCCCCUGCCCAUCGACUCCAACCAGGAGACCGUCAAGAACCUGCAGCGUCCGCCCCAGCGAACACCCCCCCCGGGCUGGCCGGGGAAGACCCUCCCGCCGCUCUGCCCGGAGGCCGAGAGCGAGGGAACCCGGGUGUUCAAGGCCAGCCCCCGAGCCUGGCAGACCAAGGGCUCGGCGGUGAUGACCCCACCCCCGAUCCGCGUCAACGGCCUGGUGGUCCAGGAGGGGCCUCCCCACGACGCCCCGAGUAACCAAGGCUGCUCCUCCCCCGACAGCAGCGAGACCUCCGAGAUCCCCCGGCCCUGGAAAGAGAGGGAGGAGGUACUGGCGGGCACCAAGAACAUCGCGGUCAAGGCGGCCCGUCAGCGGUCCCGGGCUCUGGGUGAGGGGCGGUGGCGGCCACGGCAGCAACAGCUCUUGGCUCCUCCCCGCCCCCCAACGGAGCGCAGCACGUUGUCCCUGCACUCCCUGAGCGAGGCCGAAGACCCCCCGGGUCCCGGAGCGCCUCCGGCCGGCCGGCGGCCCCCCAGCCCGGCCCUACAACACGCAGCUAGCGAGGACAACCUGUCCAGCAGCCCCGGCGACGGCCCGUCCCGGGCCCCGUGGCUCCGAGGCCAGGGCCCGGGCCACCGGCGGGAGGAGUCGCUGGAGGCCAAGAGGAGGAAGCGGAAGUCCUGGUCCUUCGAGGUCACUGGCCAGGGAGUGCGGCUCUCUCGCCCCAAGAACCAGCCGCCGGGCUCCCAACCCGUGGAAAGCCCCUCGGACCCCAUGCUGCCAGGGGGUGGACAGGCAGCCCCCAGCACCCGAGCCCCGGGCAAGGUCGCCUUGCCCCUGACCAAAGUCCGGCUCCCCCAGAGUCAGGCCACAGGGUCCGGAGAUUUCCCAGCGGCCUCUGUCAGCAGCACCCAGCCAGUCGCCCGCGGCACCCACUUGGCCCACGGGGCGGGAACUUCUGCCCCCAGCAGAGAUGGGCGAUUCCGACACAACCGAUGAGCAUCUUCCCCGGCUGUGGUUCCCCCGGCCCUCCAGAUCUGGAAAGCUGGUCGGGACCCCGGGGAAAAGCGGUAGGAGGUCGGGGGGAGGCACCCCCGGAAGAAACCCCGACCUAAAGAAGCCCUCGCUCUCUUCCCGCUCCUGCAGAGGCUCCGGGGGCCAGAGAGCCUAGGGAAAUGGGGAACGUCACCCUGGAAACCAGCCACUUCCCACCUGGCUGCCCCAGACUGGCCUCUUGGAGCAGGGGGCUGAGUGUGGGGGUCCCGGGGGGCAGGGUUGAGGGAGGAGGAGUUUCCUCCGCCAUCCCCCUUUGUAUGAUACUGAAUUGAACUCAGUGGCCAAAAGUCCUGUCCCUCGUGGCCUUUGUGAGCGGAGCCCGCGCCACUCGGGGGGCAAAGUGGAUGGCCAAGUUGAGAGGGGCGACUUGGUCCCCCUCAGGCACGACACAUGACGUGACGGGAGUCGAUUUGCUCCGUAAAC